UUAUCCACAUGUACAUAUGUUUGCAAAUACGCAAUGCUGAACGGUUUUCUGUGACGUCACUACGAUUUGGGUGAUCACCAUGCCGCCCUACUGGCAGAAAUAACUAUCGGUAUUUUCUUACUUUUUUAUGGGACACAAUUUAUGACAAAUUGCCUAUAGCGAGCGUGCUCCUUCCACCUCCAUUUUAAAUAUUUAAUAAUUUACCUAUUAAUUUUCUUAUUUAUUCAUUAAUGUACUUAAUAUAUUUAAAUUUAUUUUAAAAUUAAUAUUAACUUUUCUAUACACUAUUUUGUAAAUUCUCGGAUGAAUAACAAUUUGUUAUUCGUCCGAAUUAUCAGAUCGCUAAACACACUGGAUAUAUUGAAUAUUAUAUUUAAAGCCCCGUUAAACAUAUAAGAUAUUAAAAAAAAAAAAAAAAUUCAUUGGAUAUGGUAAUUUUGAGUUGUAUUUCAUUUUCGCUUGUACACUAAUUUAGUUUCAGUUAUGGAUCUGGUUAAAGUUCCUGGUAAAACACCAGGAUCAUUUUUAUUCUUAUGUGGUUCAUGGAUUUAUAAAGAAGUGAAAAAUUCCAAUGAAACAAAGUUUCAUUGUAAAUCCAAGAGAUCAAAUUACAAAUGCCCUGCAAAAAUAAUAAUGAUAAACGGAGUUUAUGAAGGUCGUUUAGAUGACCAUAAUCAUCCAGAGCCACCACCUAUAGAAAACGAGCCACUCGUAAGAAACCUUGUUGACACCUUAUGCGGUGAAGGAACACUGGCUCCAAACGAAAUUGUCACUUUAAUAAAGUCAAGAGUGGAAAAUAAGAGGUUUUCAAAUAGUUCUUUAAGAGCAAGGGUUAGUAAGAAAAGAAAAAGCCUGAAACCAACUAUUACUAAUCAAUUAGGAGAAUUAACAGAUAAUGUUGAUACCUAUCCACCAAUUAAAAAUAUGCUAAGACAGAAAGUAGUGGCAGAUGAUGGCUCUGUUGCCAUCAUUAUAUCAUCAAAAGAAAUGUUUGAUAGAGUUGGUGAUGUGGAAGAAAUUAAUGUGCAAGCAACAUUUAAGAGUGUUCCAGUAAAUUUGAACAUUUCGCAGUUACUAAUAUUUCAUUUAAGAAAAAAAAAUAUUGGAAUACCGAGUAUUUUUAUAUUAUGUGAAACGGUCACGGAAUCCUUGUACAAGGAAAUAUUUGAUGAAAUUUUAGUAAGAGUACCGUCAAUAAAAAAAAAUUUACAGAGAAUCGUCGCUGACUAUAACAAAGAAUUUAUUCAAGCAAUAAAACAAGUUUUACCCUCAAUAACAAUUACUGGAUGUUGGUUCUACUACAUUCGGAUGACGGCAAGAUUAUGGGUUAAAAGUGGUUUAGGAAAAGAUUUUACUCAUGAUAUAUUGCGAUAUAGUUUUUCAAUGCCUACUUUGCCAGCUUCUCAAUUUGAAAAUGUCAUCGACGAAAUAAAUGCUUUAAUUAAUGUUCCAAAUGAUAAAGAAAUUGAAAAUAAACAGUAUCUUUUAAAAUUCACUAAAUACUUGAAAGAUUGGUGGUUACCUCAAGCAGCUUUGAUUACAUCACAUGGAGAGAAUACGAAUUUUAUAAAUAUUUCUGAGUAUUUCCAAAGACAUAUUGGAAGUAACUUGGGAUCCACUACUCCCGAUAUAUUUCAGUUUACAGAACGAGUUAGGCGAUUGAAUAAUGAAUAUGAUAAAGUGUGGAAUGAUAUGGAGAAGGAGGCUACCUAUCAACAUUUUGAAAAUCAAUGCCUAAUCAAAAUUACUAAUCACAUUAAAAAGCUCUUGGUUGAUCUUGAAGAUGGUACAAUAUCAUUAUUGGAGUAUUUAGAAACUGCAAUUGAACCGUCUAUGCAAUUAGAAAUUCUAACCCAGUUAAAAGUACCCCAAUAUUUAGGAGACGAAGAUAACAUCUCAGAAUUACCUGAUUUACAAUUAAUGAUUUGAAAAUUUGUUUAUCGUCAUAAAUUUAUGUUAAGCAUUGUUUUUGUUUACUUCAUAACGAAGCUCAAUUAAUUAUAGAAUUAUUUAUAAAUAAGGAUAA
Messenger RNA from Cotesia glomerata, 2026 nucleotides. RefSeq lists its product as uncharacterized. The coding region runs from base 484 to 1929 and encodes 481 amino acids. The record is from RefSeq and is a predicted model, not a curated record. The transcript has 8 exons. Lineage: Eukaryota; Metazoa; Arthropoda; Insecta; Hymenoptera; Braconidae.